AUGGAAGUCGACGGCAUGGACGAUGCGGAGGAGGCGGGGGGACUUGAUGACCUGACUCUGAAGGCCAACGCGCUCGUCCGACUCGCUCUGUUUUCAGAGAGUAAGAGGACGGCUCUCCGGAGGGAAGAAAUCGCAAAGAAAGUGCUCGGCGGCAGCGCACGACAAUUCGGAGCUGUGCUCGCGAUCGCGCAGAAGACCCUAAGGGACACCUUCGGGAUGGAACUCGUCGAACUUCCCUCACGCGCAGCACUCGAUAAGGAAGCAAACGGAGACAAAGAUGCUGAGCUCGAGGACGCGCAGAAAGCAACAGGAGUGAAGAAGAGGGCCACUGCCGCGGGUUCGAAGACCUACAUCCUUCGGUCAACCCUCGACCCCCUCAUUAUUGAGUACGCCGCGCUGUCCGACUCACAGAUCAUCGAACAAGAGGCUGCUGAGAUGCCUUCGGACGAUGAGGAAGACGAUGCUGCGGCGAAGCGGUAUGGGAGCAUCAUCUCCUGGUCUCAGUGCGACCAACUCGGCGCCAUUGGUAUCGCCUACGUAAUCCUUGCCCUCAUCCUCGGCAGCGGGCGCGUCAUGAACGACAGCAAGUCUUUCUCUUUCGACCUCCGCGCCUCCCUCCGGCGCCUCAACCUCGACGAAGACGUCCAGAUGUCUGGCCUCGCUACGCACGAAAAAGUCCCCAUCGACACCUUCCUUGGCCACCUCGCCCGCCAGGGCUACAUUGAGCGCACCGCCGUCGGCGAGCCCAGCAAGAAGGGCAAGGGCGCGAAGCGCGGCCGCCCGACGCAGGGCGCGGACGACGAGGGCGCGCAGUACGAGUGGCGGUGGGGCGCGCGGGCGCUGUGUGAGGUGGGGGAAAGGAAGGUGGCGCAGUUUGUUGGCGAGUUCAUGGCGGGUGGGGAUGGCGAGGAGGAGGAGGAGAGCGAGGCGGCGCAGGCGGAGAUGGAGGCGAGGAGGGAUAGAAUUAUGAAGGGGAUUGAGCGGGCGGCGGGUGGGGCGUUAAUGGAUGUGAAGUAG
Molecule: messenger RNA, 1017 nt
Organism: Schizophyllum commune H4-8
Lineage: Eukaryota; Fungi; Basidiomycota; Agaricomycetes; Agaricales; Schizophyllaceae
Product: MAGE-domain-containing protein
Exons: 5
Coding region: 1-1017 (338 amino acids)
Biological process (GO): DNA repair
Cellular component (GO): nucleus
Source: RefSeq, a predicted model, not a curated record